Messenger RNA from Caenorhabditis remanei, 669 nucleotides. RefSeq lists its product as uncharacterized. Gene Ontology annotation, cellular component: Golgi membrane. The transcript is spliced from 3 exons. Gene Ontology annotation, molecular function: histone acetyltransferase activity; protein-N-terminal amino-acid acetyltransferase activity. Bases 1 to 669 code for a protein of 222 amino acids. The record is from RefSeq and is a predicted model, not a curated record. Gene Ontology annotation, biological process: N-terminal peptidyl-methionine acetylation. Lineage: Eukaryota; Metazoa; Nematoda; Chromadorea; Rhabditida; Rhabditidae.
AUGACACCAUCCUCUUCUCUAUCCAACAAUCAUCAAUCCCAUAAUAAUAUCCAAUCAGCCAUCGCCGAUUCGUUUACUCUCCGAAAACUGCAGACAUGGGAUCGAUUGGCAGUGGAGACUCUAUGCAAUGAAUCCUUCCCGAUACAGUAUCCAGACUGUUGGUACGACGAGGUGGUGUCCGGUGGUCUGACGUCAACUGGACUAUUCGAUGGAGAGCAUCUCGCUGCGAUGAUUGUCUCGGAGACGAAAUGUUUGAGUGAUUGUAAUAUUGAGGAUCAAGACAUCGUUGCGGAGACGAAUGUGCAUGUCACCUACAUUCUCUCGAUCGCUGUGAACAAGAAAUUUCGACGGAUGGGUCUCGCGACGAGACUUCUCAACAACCUAAUGCAAUCGCUCACCGACAAUCCACCCUUCACUCGUGCCGUAUUCCUUCACGUUCUCUCGACGAACUCCGCCGCUCUCUCGUUCUAUCGAAUGCACGGAUUCGAGUUUCACGCUUCAUUGCGUGAUUACUACAAAAUCGGCGAGGAAUACGCGGACGGUUGUACCUAUGUGAAGUAUAUCAAUGGAGCACACGCGUCGGCCGUCUCGUUUUCCGAUAUCUGCAAAACGUUCGGAAACACAAUUUGUAUGCCGUUGAAAGCCGUCUGCAAAAUGCUCUCGUUUUAG